Chiloscyllium plagiosum (whitespotted bambooshark) is the source of this 1182-nucleotide messenger RNA. RefSeq names its product coiled-coil domain containing 160 (gene ccdc160). NCBI's taxonomy places the organism in Eukaryota, Metazoa, Chordata, Chondrichthyes, Orectolobiformes, Hemiscylliidae. The record is from RefSeq and is a predicted model, not a curated record.
UCCAAGAGAUGGAAGAACAACAUUGGGUUGAAGCAUUAUUUCCUCCACAUUUCAAUGUGCAAGAUAUUAUUGGGAAGGGUGUUACUUCGGAGCUGGUACUCGUUUCUGAAAACUUCGCAGUCAGGAGAGUCAAAAGAAUUAAAACCAUUUAUCAGCAGAAAAUUGAGAAUUUUCAACAAGAGCAGAAAUUUAAAAGAAAAGCUUACAGUUCAGGAUGGACUGCAUCAGUAACAGAUACUCAAACUCCCAUUGAAGACCUGAAAUUACAGAUCUGUGGAAACAGUCAUGCUGGCAUGUUUAAAUCAGACAAAUCAGAUAGAAAUGCUGAGAAUAUUAUUGAUGGAAUGGAAGAGCAGUGUAUCUGGAACACUGAGGAACUAACAACUUUACAUGAAAUGAAGUGUAGAAAAGACACUAAGCAACAACAUUUAAAAGCACAGCUGGCACUUGUGCAUUUUCAGGCAGAAGAGCUGAAGGCACGCAACAAGAAAUUAACUGUCUGCCUGGAAAUCAAAGAGACCGAACUUCAUAAGACUAAACUAGAUUUACAGAACAAUGCCUUAUACCUAAGACAAACCAUGCAAGAAAGUGUUAAAAAGGAUUUGCAAAUUCGAGGUCUUAAAGAAGAUUUACAAGAAAAGAUAGUGACCAUGCAUAACCUGAGCUCCCAACUGCAAUGGAACAGGCUGGAGACACAGGAUCACCACCUUGAAAAGGAGAAACUCAUCUCCAAUUGGAAACAGGUGGAACUGGAGCAUCAGUUGGAAAAGGUCUGUUUGCUGGAAAGGUGGAAAGAAAAGUCAAGCUUAGAACUGAAGAAACGACAAACAGAACUGGACACAGUAAAGACUGAACUGAAAAAGGAGAGAUGUCAACAUGCUCAAAAUAAGCAAGCUCUGGAAUUGUUGCGCAAGCAUUGCUCUAGUUUACCAUCGUUGGACCUAGCUCAAAACUUUAAAGUUGACUUUUUAAAUAAGUGAUAUCAUCUGUUAUUUUUUAUUUAAUGCUUUCAGUUACUGAAUAUAAACUAAAAUUAAACUUUUGAAGAGAUCUUCAAUCAGUUACUGCUUAAAAUAGCUACUGCCAUUAAAUCAUUAAAUAUUACAGGAUAGGUCAGUGGGGAGGGAACCAUGUGGCCGACCACUUCAACUCCCCCUCCCAUUCUGCCAAGGCGAUGCAAGU